AUGUUAUCAUAUAUAUCUUCAUGGUUUAAUUACUUAUUUAAUAAAGAGAGCAAUGAAGAUUCAGACGAUGAUUGUAAAGAAAAUUAUCUUGCUGAACAACUUGUUGAUUUAGAAUAUAUUAUCAGACACGAAGAGAAGACCAGUGAAUCAAUUGAUGCAUCACCAAUACCAAAUGAUGCUAUUUGCUUUCAAAGAACUGGUGUUAUAACAUUUAAAGAUGAUAAUUAUGUUUUGAUAGAUGGAAUUCUUUAUUUUGAUAUAUCAGCCUGUCCACAUCACUGUGAUGUCAAUGAUCAAGUACUAUAUUUAGGUUACAAGGACUCAAAUGACUCCAUUAUUGUUGUUAGAAUAUUGGAAAACAAAGGUUUAUUUUGGGGCACAGAAAAUGAUGUGGAAGAAAAUAAGUUUCAAGUUAUUGAGCACAUCAUGCUGGGAGAAGUAGACUUCAGAGUUGAAAGGAAUAUUUAUAUUAAAGAAAGUGACCUAAAAUUCAAUUUAGAUGAUGUUGAAGGCACAUUUAUACCAGUCACAGGAGAUUGGUUGGAACUAAAAUGUAAAAUGCAAUUAGAUGAAAAAAAUCCAUCGGACAUUUCAAUAAAACAGGUUUUGACAGUAUUAUCCUUUAAGCCAUUGAGGAGCAAGAUCAUUAAUGCAGUUGUUGAUAAUUGGACAGGAACUUAUGAUAGCAGAAUUCUUGUAGCUACACCAUCCAAUAGCGCUUCAAACUUAAUAGCAGAAAGGUUGAUACAGUAUAAAGGUGAUCCAAUGCAAUUAGGGCCAGUAGUGACAUCAAAAUAUUGUAAAGAAUUUGGUAUGGAUGAAUCCUACAUGUCUAGAAUUUUAGAAUGCUACCCAUAUCAAAAAGAUUAUGUUGCAUACAAAAAUGGUUUUGACAAUAGGCUAAUAACAAAACUGAAUGAUAACUACAGAUCUGUAGAAGAAAUCAUUUCAUUACCGAGUGAAAUGUUUUAUGAUGCAAGUUUGGUGGCUAGAAUUGAUAGAAAUCAAACAUGGAUAUCAAAAAUUAUUUCCGCCACUCACGAAGUUCUAAGUCUAGAUAACAUAAACACAGGUGGUUUGUUUGUACAUGGAGUAAGAGGCUUCAAUGCAAGAUCUGAGGAGAGCCCUUCAUGGUACAAUCCACAAGAGGCAUCAAUGGUGGCACUCACAACUUGCAAACUGCUAAGAAGAGGUGUAACUGUAGAUGACAUAGGCAUUAUUACACCAUAUAUAGCUCAGAUAAAAUAUUUGCGCCUUCUAUUUGAAUCAAUGGGCUUAGCUCAACCAAAAAUUGGGACUGUUGAAGAAUUUCAAGGUCAAGAGCGGUGCAUUAUUCUUAUAACAACUGCCAGCUGCACCGGCCACAAUACCGCCGUCCACUUCUGCGCCCUUCGCCCCCAAUACCUUGCCCUCUGCAAGAGUAGCGUCUGCCGCAGAACCAGUGGCGGAGUAAAUCCUUCAGAGGCCCGGGGCGGUAAAGCUGAA
Messenger RNA from Iphiclides podalirius (scarce swallowtail), 1485 nucleotides. The record is from the annotation of a GenBank genome assembly. Lineage: Eukaryota; Metazoa; Arthropoda; Insecta; Lepidoptera; Papilionidae.